This is a messenger RNA of Elaeis guineensis (African oil palm), 2356 nucleotides long. RefSeq names its product COBRA-like protein 7. The record is from RefSeq and is a predicted model, not a curated record. Gene Ontology annotation, biological process: cellulose microfibril organization. Gene Ontology annotation, cellular component: membrane. Lineage: Eukaryota; Viridiplantae; Streptophyta; Magnoliopsida; Arecales; Arecaceae.
AUGGGUUCCCUCGAGUCCUCUUUCCAUCUCCGUCGCAUCCUCGUUUUCGUUUCUUUUCUUCUUCUUCUCCAUCCAUCGCGGUCGCAGCGCGGGACUCCGCCUGACGCCUCCGCGCCGGCGCCCUCCGCCUUGGACUGCAAUGGCGUCCUCCUGACCUACGACUUCCAGCGCGGGCAGCGGCUCCGCCCCUUCGUCCAAGACCCCAACGAGCAAGCCUGGGCCUUCACCGCCACCGCCGCCAUACUCAACUCCGGUACCGCCGACCUCGACGCCUGGGAGCUCCUCAUCGGCUUCCGCCACCGCGAGAUCCUCGUCUCCGCCUCGCCCGCCGUCCUUACCGACGGCUCUCCCUUCCCCUACUCCACCUCCAACGACUCUGCCACCUCCUUCUCCGGCUACCCCAACCCCGACCUCAAAUACCCCAUCGAGGUCGCCGGCGACCUCUCCCAGAUCAGCGUCCAGAUUUCCAUCGGUGGCACAUUCUUCGGCUCCCCUUCCCCCGCCGCCCCCCUCCCCUCCUCCCUCUCCCUCGCCGAUCCCGCCUUCUCCUGCCCCGCCCCUGCCGUUCCGUCGAACACCUCCACCUCCAUCGCCACCUGCUGCCUCCCCAAUCCCGACUUCAAGCCCAACACCACCACCAACUCCUCGGACGGCUCCGACUCCGACUCCUUCCUCCCCCGCCACUCCGGCGACCUCACCAUCUCCUACGACGUCAUCCAGGCCUUCCCCAGCAGCUACCUCGCCCUCGUCACCAUCGACAACCACAGCCCCCGUGGCCGCCUCGACGACUGGCGCCUCUCCUGGGAGUGGAUGCGCGACGAGUUCAUCUACUCCAUGAAAGGCGCCUACCCCCUCCUCGUCGACGUCUCCGACUGCCUCUACGGACCCCAGGGCGAGUACUACCAGGACUUAGACUUCUCCAAUGUCCUCAACUGCGAGACCAAGCCCACCAUUCUCGACCUCCCGCCGACCAGCUUCAACGACACCGCCCUCGGCCGCAUCCCCUCCUGCUGCCGGAACGGCACCAUCCUUCCGGCCUCUAUGGACCCUUCGCAGUCCUCGUCGGCGUUCCAGGUCCAGGUCUACAAGAUGCCCCCCGACCUCAACCGCACGGAUCUCUACCCUCCCCGUAACUGGAAGAUCUCCGGCAGCACACUCAAUCCCGACUACGCGUGCGGCCAGCCGAUCCGCGUCAGCCCGGCGCUGUUCCCCGACCCCAGUGGACUCGAGUCGAACACCUCCGCCAUCGCUAGCUGGCAGGUGGUCUGCAACAUCUCCACUCCCAAGGCGGCCAAGCCCAAGUGCUGCGUCUCCUUCUCGACAUACUACAAUGACUCCGCCGUCCCCUGCAAGACUUGCGCCUGCGGUUGCCUGGCGAACGGUGGCGGCCGCACGUGCAAUGCCACCGCCCCUGCUCUCCUCCUCCCGCCGGAGGCCCUUCUCGUUCCGUUCGACAACCGGACCGCCACGGCCCUCGCCUGGGCCGAGAUCAAGCACUUCAACGUCCCGAGACCGAUGCCCUGCGGGGAUAACUGCGGCGUCAGCAUCAAUUGGCAUAUCAACACCGACUACAGCCGGGGGUGGAGUGCGAGGAUGACGCUGUUUAAUUGGGAAGAAGUGAACUUUGCCGACUGGUUUGUGGCCGUGGAGAUGGGCAAGGCCUACGAUGGCUACGAGGAUACGUAUUCAUUUAAUGGGACGAAGAUGGGGAACCACACAAUCUUCAUGCAGGGCUUGCCGGGGUUGAAUUAUCUUGUGGCGGAGAUGGAUGGGGCGAACCCGGAGACCGAUCCCAGAGUGCCAGGGAAGCAGCAGUCUGUGAUCUCUUUUACGAAGAGGACGACGCCUGGAAUCAAUGUGGCCGGAGGGGAUGGUUUCCCAUCAAAGGUCUUCUUCAAUGGGGAGGAGUGUUCGUUGCCCGAUAUAAUUCCGACAAGCCAGGGUUUCAGGAGUGGUGGUGCUGUUGGUGUCUUUAGCUUGGUACUGCUUCUGGUUGCUUCAACUCUUCUACUGCUUCGUCAAUAGGUUUAAAGCAUGCUGCUGCUGCUGGUGAUGAUGAUUCUUUGAUUCUUUCAAUGGUGAUGGGUGAAAUUGUACCAAACUGAGUGUUUGGCAUUUUGAAUUGGCUAGCAAGAAGGGAUGUGGUAAGGAAGCAUUGUUACAAAGUGGUAGAGAGGUUGGGAGUUUGCUCACCUUCCCUGUUGUUAAUGAGACAUACAUAGCUGCACAUUGGUUGGGUUCAACCAGAUGAAGAACAGAUUAGGGUAUUCCAGAAUUACUUGAGUGAGUACUGUUUGAUCUGCUGCCCUCCAUUUUUGUUGUCUUUUAUGCUCAUAGAAACUCACUACAUUAGCUU